AUGAUGACCGAAAAUAGAAUUAGUUCAAGUAAUUACGUCGGAAACAGUAUGACCAGUCAGAAUAAGGGAGAUGUCGAUAAAAGUAUCGACGACAUCGGUUGGAAAGCAAAAUUAAAAAUACCCCCGAAAGACAGGAGAAUAAAGACUAGUGAUGUAACAGACACAAGAGGUAAUGAGUUUGAAGAGUUUUGCCUAAAACGAGAGCUGCUGAUGGGCAUUUUUGAAAAAGGCUGGGAAAAACCUUCCCCCAUCCAAGAGGCUUCUAUUCCUAUCGCACUUAGUGGCAAAGACGUCCUUGCAAGAGCUAAAAAUGGAACUGGCAAAACUGGAGCAUAUUGUAUUCCAGUUUUAGAACAGGUGGAUCCCAAAAAAGAUGCUAUUCAAGCUUUAGUUGUGGUACCCACUAGAGAGCUAGCACUCCAGACAUCACAAAUUUGCAUUGAACUGGCGAAGCAUACAGAUAUUCGUGUCAUGGUCACUACAGGAGGUACAAAUCUUCGGGAUGACAUUAUGCGUAUUUAUCAGAAUGUCCAAGUAAUUAUUGCUACGCCAGGUCGUAUGAUUGAUCUCAUGGAUAAACAAGUAGCUAAGAUGGACCAGUGCAGGAUGCUGGUACUUGAUGAGGCAGAUAAACUUCUUUCUCAAGACUUUAAAGGCAUGUUAGAUAUGGUUAUUUCACGAUUACCUAAAGAACGCCAGAUCUUGCUGUUCUCGGCCACUUUCCCACUAAGCGUGAAACAGUUCAUGGAAAAACACUUAAGAGAACCUUAUGAGAUUAAUCUUAUGGAGGAACUUACAUUGAAAGGUGUUACACAGUACUAUGCAUUUGUACAAGAAAGACAGAAAGUGCAUUGUUUAAAUACACUUUUUUCAAAGUUGCAAAUAAACCAGUCUAUCAUAUUCUGCAAUUCAACUCAGCGUGUAGAGCUGCUCGCAAAGAAAAUAACAGAACUAGGUUACUGUUGUUAUUACAUACAUGCACGCAUGGCGCAGGCGCACCGUAAUCGCGUUUUUCAUGAUUUUCGUGCGGGACUGUGCCGUAACCUAGUGUGUUCAGAUCUCUUUACUAGAGGUAUCGAUGUGCAAGCCGUCAACGUCGUAAUAAAUUUCGAUUUCCCCCGUAUGGCAGAGACGUACCUGCAUCGUAUCGGUCGCUCAGGUCGUUUCGGCCACUUGGGUAUCGCCAUUAAUCUAAUCACAUACGAAGACCGCUUCGCAUUACAUCGCAUCGAGCAGGAGCUGGGCACGGAGAUCAAGCCGAUCCCGAAGGUGAUCGACCCCGCGCUGUACGUGUCGCGCCCGGACGACGACGACUCGGCCGACAAGUAA
Arctia plantaginis is the source of this 1329-nucleotide messenger RNA. The record is from the annotation of a GenBank genome assembly. Lineage: Eukaryota; Metazoa; Arthropoda; Insecta; Lepidoptera; Erebidae.